Messenger RNA from Neolamprologus brichardi, 979 nucleotides. NCBI's taxonomy places the organism in Eukaryota, Metazoa, Chordata, Actinopteri, Cichliformes, Cichlidae. The record is from RefSeq and is a predicted model, not a curated record.
UGGAUGGAUUUGGUUUUGGCGUUUACAUCUGGACAGGAUUUUUUUAAAAAAACAAAAAUGUAAAAUUUCUAUUUUCAAAAACAGUCAAGGUAAUGUAAACGCAAGACUAGUAGCAGAUGCCAUGUUGGAUGCAGUGAUUGAUGUGAUGAGCCAAAACUCUUCCGGUCCCCUGACCACAAUCCGCAUAGUUAUUUUCCAGAAAGCUAUGCUAAAAGAUUUCCACAGCAGCCUGGAACAGAGAGAAGCUACUUAUCCUAAUCCUAAGGAUAAAGGACGGGGAACCUGGGGAGGCAUUGGCAUUGGCAAAGUCCAAGGAAUGUUUACUGAUGGAAAUACUGAAAAACCAAAGAAAGAGAAAGACUGCACAACUGAAGGUCAGAAAGCUGAUGCCACUUGCUUCCAUAUUUGUGGUGUCACUCAGGCUGAUGUAGAUACAGCCAAGAAACUAUUGUUUCAAGAACCUGAGACCACCACAAUUGAGGACGAAGCCAUUGGUAAACUCUGUGAUGCAGACCACCAGAAAAUUGAUGACAUGGAGAAGACCAUGGGUAUAAGCAUAAAAAUAGAAAACAGUAAAGUCAAGCUCACUAUUGAAGGACUGAGCAAUGAUGUGCUUAAAGCUACCUCUGAGAUCAAUAUGAUGCUAAGCAGGAAAAGAGAGGGUAUUCCUGAGCAGUGGGAAUACAUGCCAGCUGAGGCCACAUGUCAGGCUUUUGCAGUACAAGCCAAGACAUCAGAAUAUGAUGAAAUCCUGAAACAUUUUCAGGCCUCAUGCAGUGGAUUUGUUACAAAGAUUGAGCGGAUCCAGAACCCUGGAUUGUGGAAGAGUCUAGAGAUUAAGAAGCGUGAGAUGGAGUUGAGAAAUGGUCAUCAGAAUAACGAGAGACGUCUUUUCCAUGGUACCUGCGACGGAGCUGUGCCAAAUAUUAAUGACCGUGGGUUCAACAGGAGCUAUGCAGGAAAGAAUGGUGAGAUAUUU